This is a messenger RNA of Saccostrea cuccullata (small rock oyster), 570 nucleotides long. RefSeq lists its product as uncharacterized. Bases 130 to 570 code for a protein of 146 amino acids. The transcript is spliced from 5 exons. The record is from RefSeq and is a predicted model, not a curated record. Lineage: Eukaryota; Metazoa; Mollusca; Bivalvia; Ostreida; Ostreidae.
GACCACGGACACCAUAACACACAUACACUUACAAACAACGGCCAUCACCACACGGACACAACAACCACAAGCACCAGUACAACUACCACAUUGCCUACCACAACUACCUCUCCAAUAUCAGCUCCAAUCAUGUGUUCUGGAAACAGAUCGGUUGUGUGUGAAGACGACCCUAAAGCACCAUGUGCCACCUUGUCUUCAUUUGGAUUGUGUACACAUCUGCAGUAUAACCCAGACAGUGAAGACAUCAAAUUCUGUCCUAAAACUUGUAACCUGUGUGAUAAAUACUGUGAAUAUGUAUUAAGAACUGUACCACCUGCCACAGUUUCUCCUCCUACAUUUUCCAAGACUACGCAGAGAACAACCAUCCCAGGUGUCACAGGCAGUGUCCCAAUAACAACACAAUACCCAACUCUCUCUCCUACAUCAUCUCAAUCUCAGGGCCUUCAGUGUCCUUCCUGCGAUAUGAAUUUGACUUGUGUUGGGUACCAAACGUGCUCUCCUGAGGAAGUUUGUAUGAUAUUGCCGAAUCCAGGAUCAAAGUUUUUAACACAUUGUUCAAUGGUAAUCUAA